AUUUAACAAAAAAUAAUUAUGAAUAUGUUAAUAAGAAGUAUAGCAUAAUUGUGUCAAAUUUAUUUUACAGCAGAAUGGUAUAAUGAAAGUGCAUACAUGUCAUUGAUUAUAGAGUUUGUAGAACAGAGAUAGCAUGCACUGUUGUUCAUCACAGCUUUUCUAAAGUUAGGUUAGAUGGAAAGUGUCUUGUGUACUUAUUUACGUUAAUAAACUAAACGUAAAUAACAUGGCAGUUCCGUCAGUUUCAUUAUCAACCCGAAAUAAGAAGCAUUUCUUAGGAGUGCCAGCACCUUUGGGAUAUGUUGCCGGUGUUGGAAGAGGUGCUACUGGAUUUACUACUCGGUCUGAUAUCGGUCCAGCUCGAGAUGCUAACGAUGUCUCAGAUGACAGACAUGCACCCCCUACAAAGAGAACAAAAAAGAAAGAGGAAGAGGAAGAAGAUGAAGAGGAUCUAAACGAUUCUAACUAUGAUGAAUUUUCUGGAUAUGGAGGAUCCUUAUUUAGUAAAGAUCCAUAUGAUAAAGAUGACGAAGAAGCCGAUGCCAUAUAUGAAGCUAUUGAUAAACGAAUGGACGAAAAACGUAAAGAAUACAGAGAGAAAAGACUUAGGGAGGAAUUGGAAAAAUAUCGACAGGAACGUCCGAAAAUUCAACAGCAAUUUUCUGACUUAAAACGAGAAUUAGUAAAUGUAACCGAAGAAGAAUGGAAAAAUGUUCCGGAAGUGGGUGAUGCCAGAAACCGGAAACAGAGAAAUCCCAGAGCUGAAAAGUUUACUCCCUUACCAGAUUCUGUUCUUGCAAGAAACUUGGGGGGUGAAACAUCAACUAGUAUCGACCCUUCUAGUGGUUUGGCAUCCAUGAUGCCUGGCGUAGCCACACCUGGAAUGUUAACUCCUACAGGAGACUUAGAUUUAAGGAAAAUUGGACAAGCUAGAAACACUUUAAUGAAUGUUAAAUUGAAUCAAGUUUCUGAUUCUGUGGAAGGACAAACUGUUGUUGAUCCUAAGGGUUAUCUAACAGAUUUACAAAGUAUGAUUCCAACUUAUGGUGGUGAUAUCAACGACAUCAAAAAGGCUAGAUUAUUAUUGAAAUCUGUGAGAGAAACAAAUCCCAAUCAUCCACCAGCAUGGAUCGCGUCCGCUCGAUUAGAGGAAGUUACAGGAAAGGUGCAAGCCGCUCGAAAUUUAAUAAUGAAAGGAUGCGAGGUAAAUCCUACUUCGGAAGACUUAUGGUUAGAAGCAGCUAGACUUCAGCCUCCAGACACAGCUAAGGCAGUGAUCGCUCAAUCAGUGAGACACAUACCGACGUCUGUAAGAAUCUGGAUAAAGGCAGCAGAUUUGGAAACAGAAACAAAAGCAAAAAGAAGAGUAUAUCGCAAAGCGCUGGAACAUAUACCAAAUUCGGUAAGACUGUGGAAAGCGGCAGUUGAAUUAGAAGAACCGGAAGACGCUCGUAUUUUACUCAGUCGAGCAGUCGAGUGUUGUCCAACCAGCGUAGACCUAUGGCUUGCUCUUGCCCGGUUGGAAACUUAUGACAACGCAAGAAAGGUCCUCAACAAAGCAAGAGAAAAUAUACCGACUGACAGACAAAUCUGGACCACUGCUGCGAAAUUGGAGGAAGCGAAUGGAAAUAAACACAUGGUUGAGAAGAUCAUUGAUCGUGCGAUAUCUUCUUUGAGCGCAAACGGAGUUGAAAUUAAUAGGGAACAUUGGUUCAAAGAAGCUAUGGAGGCAGAAAAGGCUGGUGCGGUCCACACUUGUCAAGUUAUUGUCAAGGCAAUUAUUGGUUUUGGAGUGGAAGAGGAGGACAGGAAACAUACUUGGAUGGAAGAUGCAGAAACUUGUGCGCAACAAGGGGCACUGGAAUGUGCCAGAGCUGUUUACGCUUAUGCGUUGUCAACAUUCCCCAGUAAAAAAUCAAUCUGGCUACGUGCAGCUUAUUUCGAGAAAACUUAUGGAACACGAGAGUCUUUGGAAUCCUUGCUUCAAAGAGCAGUUGCUCACUGUCCCAAAAGCGAAGUACUUUGGCUUAUGGGUGCGAAGUCUAAAUGGUUGGCGGGUGACGUUCCAGCAGCCAGAGGUAUCUUGUCUCUGGCGUUCCAGGCAAAUCCCAAUUCGGAGGAAAUAUGGUUAGCAGCUGUGAAAUUGGAGUCAGAAAAUUCGGAAUACGAAAGAGCCAGACGGUUGCUUGCUAAAGCCAGGGCGUCUGCACCAACACCCAGAGUUAUGAUGAAAAGUGCAAAAUUAGAAUGGGCCUUGAACAACCUUGACGCAGCUUUGAAACUUCUGAAGGAAGCCUUAGAAGCAUUCGACGACUUCCCUAAGUUAUGGUUAAUGAAGGGUCAAAUUGAGGAGCAACAAGGCAAUUUGGAUAGAGCUCUAGACACAUAUACUCAGGCUAUAAAGAAAUGUCCCAGUUCAAUUCCCCUGUGGCGACUGUUAGCACAGUUAGAACACCGAAAGGGACAAGUUACUAAAGCUCGAUCAGUAUUGGAAAAAGCACGGUUGAAAAAUCCUAAAAAUGCUGAACUUUGGUUAGAAGCUAUCAGGAACGAAUUAAAAAGCGGAGGCGUUAGAGACAUGGCUAAUACACUAAUGGCAAAAGCAUUGCAAGAAUGUCCUACAUCUGGUUUACUUUGGGCUGAAGCAAUUUUCAUGGAACCACGGCCACAAAGAAAGACUAAAAGCGUGGAUGCUUUGAAAAAAUGUGAGCACGACCCUCAUGUGCUUCUGGCAGUGUCCAAGCUCUUCUGGUGUGAACAUAAAAUUACAAAGUGCAGAGAUUGGUUCAACAGAACUGUUAAGAUAGAUCCAGACUUAGGAGACGCAUGGGCUUAUUUUUAUAAAUUUGAAUUGUUAAAUGGAACCGAGGAGCAACAGGAAGACGUAAAGAAACGAUGUAUUACCGCCGAACCUCAUCACGGUGAAAACUGGUGUAAAGUGUCGAAGAACAUAGCGAACUGGUGCUUGAGCACAGAUCAGAUUUUAGUACUAGUUGCGAAAGAUUUACCUAUUCCGAUAUAAUAUUUAGGAUAAGAUAGGACGAGUUGUAUAUAUAUAUGUAUUUAUAGUUUUUCUAAUUUAAGUUUCAUUAAAUAAUAGAGUAAAUAAACUUUUAAACGUGUUAGAACACAAUUUAUUUUGUAGCAUGUAUUUGGACAUCGUUGUACAGUCACUGUGGAAGUGGCUCACCCUACAACUAAUUAAAUCUAGUAUGAUCGAUAA
Megachile rotundata (alfalfa leafcutting bee) is the source of this 3223-nucleotide messenger RNA. RefSeq names its product pre-mRNA processing factor 6 (gene Prp6). The record is from RefSeq and is a predicted model, not a curated record. Lineage: Eukaryota; Metazoa; Arthropoda; Insecta; Hymenoptera; Megachilidae. Gene Ontology annotation, cellular component: catalytic step 2 spliceosome; U4/U6 x U5 tri-snRNP complex. Gene Ontology annotation, molecular function: protein binding. Gene Ontology annotation, biological process: mRNA splicing, via spliceosome; spliceosomal tri-snRNP complex assembly.